Molecule: messenger RNA, 7825 nt
Organism: Loxodonta africana (African savanna elephant)
Lineage: Eukaryota; Metazoa; Chordata; Mammalia; Proboscidea; Elephantidae
Gene: CLDN5
Product: claudin 5
Exons: 1
Coding region: 75-731 (218 amino acids)
Biological process (GO): cell adhesion; bicellular tight junction assembly
Cellular component (GO): plasma membrane; bicellular tight junction
Molecular function (GO): structural molecule activity
Source: RefSeq, a predicted model, not a curated record
GCGGCGCAGCGGGCCAAGAGCCGGGCGCGCGGGCGCAGAGGCACUGGGGCCGUCGGGCGCGUGUCUCUCCAGCCAUGGGGUCCGCAGGGCUGGAAAUCCUGGGUCUAGUGCUGUGCCUUUUGGGCUGGGUGGGCCUGAUCCUGGCGUGCGGACUGCCCAUGUGGCAGGUGACUGCCUUCCUGGACCACAACAUCGUGACGGCACAGACCACCUGGAAAGGGUUGUGGAUGUCGUGCGUGGUGCAGAGCACGGGGCACAUGCAGUGUAAGGUGUACGACUCGGUGCUGGCACUGAGCGCCGAGGUACAGGCGGCUCGCGCGCUCACCGUGGGGGCCGUGCUGCUGGCGCUUGUCGCGCUCUUCGUGACCCUGGCGGGCGCGCAGUGCACCACCUGCGUGGCCCCGGGACCGGCCAAGGCGCGCUUGGCCCUCACCGGCGGCUCCAUCUACGCGCUUUGCGGGCUGCUGGCCCUCGUGCCGCUCUGCUGGUUCGCCAACAUCGUGGUGCGUGAGUUCUACGACCCAGCCGUCCCAGUGUCCAAGAAAUAUGAUCUAGGCGCGGCGCUGUACAUCGGCUGGGCAGCCUCGGCGCUGCUCAUGUGCGGUGGUGGCCUCGUGUGCUGCGGUGCCUGGGCUUGCGCCGGCCGCCCAGACCUUAGCUUCCCGGUCAAGUACUCUGUGCCGCGGCGAUCCACGGCUGGCGGCGACUACGACAAGAAGAACUACGUCUAAGGACGCUGCGCACCGGAGGCGGCCUGCGCUGGGCCGCGCAGGUACAGGCUUCACGCAGCGCUCAGCCACGGCCCACGAAUGGCCCCUACCCGGCCCGCAGCCCGUCGGCGCCCUGAGCCGACUACACGCAUGUGUGAGAACUGGUUUUCUCUUCUGUGCCCAGCUCUGGCUCCUAUGUGGGUGGGGCCCGGGUUCCAUAGGCCGCAAGGACACAAGAUUGAAGAUGCUGCUUUCCUCUGACCCUACGGGUCUUGGACGCUGCCUUCCUUCUCAGCGGCUGCUGCUGAUUUCAGAGCGGCAUUGGACAGACCAGGGCUGGCAGCCUGAUGGGCUGGGUCCUGCCGAGGGGCGUGCGCAGCGGCCUUUACUCCAUCAAUGGGGCCUCAGCUAGGGGGACCAAGAGACUUGGCCUGGACCUCCUGCCUUACCCCAGCAGCUUCCCAGUGAGGCUUGCGGUCACCAAGCCUAAGUGCAGGGCUGGAGCUGUCUUCCCCGCAGUUUGGAGGGAGGAAGAAUCUGCUUACUAAAUGGUUUGAAUAUCCUCCACCUUGUGUCCUGUCCUCUGUCCAGUCAUCGCCUGUGCCCCAGGAGCCCCCACUCACCCAUCCACCCACCAACUCCUCCCUGAAGGCUCCCUGAGCUGGCCCCUUGGGCCAAGUCCAAUGGCCUCAUCCCUGGCCCUCCCCACCACCCUGUCACCUUCCUGCUGCUACCAGGUGGGGGAUACAGGGCCUCCUACAGCCAUUUCAAGCCAGGAUGAGAUCUGCAGUCAGAACAGCUACUGCUGAGUCAUAACCCCAGGGGUCAGGCAGGGAAAGUGAAGCAGCCUCCCAGCAGAGUACAUGGUGGCCAGUGGGGUGGGAGGUCUCAGGAGGUAGGAGGUGCUGAGAGUGGGCAGCCAGACUACUUACUGAUUUUGCCCAGAAGGGGCUGGGCCCUAGCAUCACGUUUUCCACCUUCUCUGGAUCCUGUAAAGUGGGCCACAGACAACACUGGACUAGGGCCUUUUCUGCAGGGAGGGGUGGGCACAGGGGCGACACCUGGAUUUGCGGGUUCCACAGAACUCAGUGGCAGGUUGACAAUCACGGUGCCAUGGGGAGGAGGCACUGGCUGCCGGUUGUCCAGAGGGUCCAUCAGCUUGGCUCCAGCCUGGUCGUUCUGGGAUCGUCUGCCAGUCAUGGCACAGCUCUGUGCAGGGCCGGCCUGUGCCCACCCUGCUGGCCUGGUGCUAACCCAGACUGGCCAGCAGACCUCUGUGCCAGCCCCUCUUGGAGCACCCUGUGUGAUCUCCCUCCUGUGGGCAGCCAGCACUGGUCCCGGCUGGGUACCUGGGGGUGGUGUCCCAGGAGGACAGGGCAAGCCAGAACUAUCUUGAAGAAUAGUUACUACAGCUCGCAUUUUUACCUUUCCCCAAAAGGCUAGCGCAGUGGGAAGGCUUGGCACCCACUCCCAGGCCUGGCUGGCCUCAGGGCCCUGCCAAGAAGCGCCUGGGCUGCGUCCAGUGGCAAGGAGUCUCCCAGGCCUGGCCAGGUUCCUCGUGGUAGGGAAGGGCUCAGAGGGGGGUGGGAGCAGCCUCUGUGAAUGGUGUGGCAGAUUCCUGGGAGUCAGAAUGAAGCCAAUGGGUCAGCUGUCCAUGGAGGCUGAACUUUCUGAUGGCCUUGGUCCCUACAAUGGGACACGAUGCAGUGACCAAAAACAGUCUCAAGCCUGGGAAUGUAUGACCCUGGAGCUGCAACUCUGCAUUCAAGGUGCUCACGUGGCUACAUCUGGCCCCUGGCAGGGGCAGCGCUAGGAUAGGGUGCUUGGCUGAGGAACCAGGCCUGGAGGUUGCCCAGGUGGGGCUGCAACCCACACAAGCCUUUCCCUAGGGCACAACAUGCCCUUGCUCUCCUCAGUCCCCAGGCACAGCUCUGAUUCCUGAGGGCAGUGGCAUAGCUUCUGAGCUUUCCCAAGUGGCCAGGUGGGUGGCUUGAGGGCCCUGGAGAGCCAGGCUGCUGCCAGCCAGACCCAUGCCAGGAAGGGCCAUGGAAAACCUCCACUUGUGGUUGGGGUACCGCCAGAGGUCAGGGGAAGGGAGCUGGGUUCAACUCCACUGAGGCCACUGCCCUUCUGAAGGGCCACACUGAAGCUCAGGUGUGGGGACAGGUGAGACUCAGCCCCACCCACCUAUGUCCUCACACUAGGCCACUCUUUCUGGGCUCUUCCCUACACCUGUGCCCAUGCUCUCCCUACCCACUUAAAGCCUAACACGGCCGCCCCACACAGCCCAGGGCCUCACUGGCGCUCUCCCCCCAGCCUGCCUGCUUCCCCUGCACCUGCACCUCCAGGCCGCAGCCACCAGACUGCCUCAACCCAAAUGAGGGCAGAACGGCUCUUGCUCUCUCCACCCUGGAGGAGGAGGAGCAGCAUCCUCCUCGCCUCUGGAUCCCCCUCAACACUCACAGGUGCUCAGGGGCCAGGUGGGGAGAGGGCAGGCCAGCUGGCCUCAAGGCUCUGGACUGCGCAAGCCCCACUGCUCUGAAAAUGAUGGAGCUGACUGAAGUCCCGUCCAGUUCAAACCUUCUGUGACCAGGAUGUGGGUGAUGCUGACCUUGGGGCCUCGGGAGGUGGGAGGCGCACGGUGCCUCCUGGACUGCCUGUGACCCUCUCAACCAGUCUGGCUUAUCCCAGUUUAAGGCCCUUGCUGCUACUCCCCCCCAUCCCACUAAAGUGCAGAGAAGCCAAACCUGCCCACACACUUGGCGUGGGGGCACACAGCUAUCCCAGGAGGGUGGGAGGGGCACUCGGACAGGGCUGCAUGGUGGAGGAAGGCUGUUGGGUGGCCAGCUCAGGUCUGCUUGGGGAAGUGGGUGGCCGGGGAGGAAGUGGAGGGAGAGUGGGAGGACAGAGCCUGUCCUCUCUGGGUACCACUAGGCAGUGGUGCUGAGGGCCUGGCUUCUGGAACUGCCCUGCAAGGAGUCUGAGGACAGGGUGGAAGACUUGUUUAUGGGGCUGAGCAGGAGGGCCCUACCUCUGCCAGAUGGGAGAUGCCCGGGGGCACAGGAUCCCACUCCUCUGGGCCCACAGAGCCCAGGGCCGACCCAUAGGCUGGCCCGGUGGCUGGGGCUGAGGAGGAUGAUUAGAACAUAAAAUAACAUUUUAUUCCAUGAAAAACAAAUUCUCCCUACGUCUCAAACUAUGCCCAUAAUUUACAGUCUAAAUAAAAGCAGUGAACAUAAAUAAGGAGGAGGAGGAGGUCAUUUCUGAAGAAAGCACACCUUGAAAAAUAAAGGGGAAAAAAAAGAAAUUUCAAACAAUUUUUCAUGUCUCCCCCAAUUAAACACAUGAAGCGCCCAGCCCUGCCCUCUGGCAUGCUGGGCGGAUACCCUGGUCCUGAGGUGGCCGUGGAGUCACCACAACCCAUCGUGGGGGGUGAGGGGUGGGUGUCUAUAGGCAAGGUGCCACCCCAGGACUUCAAGGGCACUGGGCAUCCCUGGAGGGCACCCUGCCCAGGCCCAGGUUCUGUCCCACUGAAGAACUCCAACACUGUGCAGCACGGGGAAGCGCCUCCUUCUCACCUGCUGACCUGCCAUCUGUUUGUCCCUCUGCACCCCAGCCCCAGGUGUGCCCUCGUUCCCCACGUGCCGGCUCUCGGGUCCACAUCCCUUGCAUGCACUCCUCCUCUUGCCUGGAGCAUCUUACCCUCCCUGUCCCCCUGAACACUGCUUCUCGUCCCACCUGGUCCUUAACUUAGUGGCGGGACACCCAGCAGCACCUGCUGUAUCGCUGAGCAGACUGCAGGGGCCGAACGGCCUCAGACAAAGCUCUGCUGCCUGAGAUCCUCCACCUGUAACCUUAGGUUUAGGUUGUAACCCUAAAAAGGUGCUCAGCAGAACCUCCGUCCUUGCCCCAAGGAGCAGUGACUGCGUCAGGCCCCAGGUUAGAGCUGGUCUGGACACUCCUUAUCUAGCCAGGGUGUUCACCUUAUUUUCAGAGGAGGAAACAGGCUCAGAGAGCUAAGUACGGCCCAAGGCCACACUGCGGAUGAGCUAAGAGACCUUGCUGCAGACCCAAAGGUCUGACUUAGAGCCCCUUCCCUGACACAUGGUCUGUGUACCCCAGGCCACCCUGAGAGGGGCUGUAGGUCCCUGAGGUCAUCAUGCCUUUCUCAGACGAGCCCACUCCAGCCCCCACAGGAGAAUGGGUACCUGGUCCCACAGCUUCUAGCUUACUACGGGUGAAAGGGGGAGCAGGAGGGCCCUGGGCCCAACAUGAGGGGACCCUGAUGUCAGUGCUACCCCACCUGAUAAGAGUUGUAUGUCACUGUGCCCUGGAGGUGUGUCCACUGUGUGUGGGGACCUGGGCUGAGGGGCGGUGACACCAAAACACAGCAGACCCAUGCCACAUCAGCUCUGGCCUACUUCCCGGGUGGAAGGGAAGAUGCCCAAGAAAGAGGGGGCAUGUGGGGCAUCCCGGGUCCCAGCCCCACUGUCGGUGACUGGCAAUGGAGCCUUUGGAAGUGCACACUGGGGAGGUGCCUUCAGAGCUGACUCUUGUCACCCUCAGCUGGGCUGCUUUCCCAGUAUGCCUCUGUGGACUCUAGUCCAGGGCCUGGCGUGAAGGCUGCUGGCGGCAGGAAGGUUCUGGUGCCUCCUGCAGGUGACCAUGAGGGAGAGGAGGGCUCACGGGUGGCCUCUGCUCUUGGCAGUGCCAGGAAGUCUGUGUGUCUCACGCAUGCACACGCCUGUGCCCAGCCCCCAUGGUGUGGCAGGAGAGGAUAAGAUGCCAGCUCUUUCCAAAGGGAUCACAGGAGCUUAAUGAAAUUAGUUCCUUCAAAAAUGUGCCACUGUGUCACUGUGGGCAGCCAGGGACAGACAGUGUUGGGAAAAUCUCCUGGCAAGCCCCACUUUGGUCUGAGAGCUGAGUCGAAGCCUCACUCGAGGGAGGAACAGGGAACUGGCUCAGAUGGGCAGGGCUGUCUCUGAGGACCCCCCACAUGGACCUGGCCAGCAACUCCCCCCACACAACUCACCCUCAGGACAGGAGAGAAACAAGUGCAUCCAGAAACUUGCUCCGGUCCUCUGCUUUCAGUUCAAUUACUGCAGUAAUGAAAGAAAAACAUCUUGUCAGGUGGGAGGGUGGCGGUGUAGGGGCGUGGGGACGGGAGUGAAUGCGAAGUGAGAAGUACAGUUUAGGGCAUGUGAACUCCCUCUCACUGACCAUCUCCAGAGGGAACAACACUUUGCCACACUCCGGAAUGUACCAGGCUGUCCUGGCCUGCGGUAUCCCGGACUCAAUUACAUUUCCUCAUCCCACUGUGUAUAGUGCUCAGAAACCGCUGGAGCUGUGGUCUGUGAGAAGGACUCUCCGGGUACCUGGGUGUCAGCAUUGCCAACUGCUGAAGGGGACUCGGAGGAUGUGACAACUCAGAAUGUUGCAGAUCUGGACAGAGAUGGACCAUCCUGCACUGCCCGCACAUAACCCUGCCUCACAGUGGGCUGUGGGGGAGCCCGGAGGGGGAAGGGUCAGCCUGUAGCCCGCUCUUGCCAGUUCCCCAGCUUCAAGGUCCUCAAUAGUAGAAAGGGACAUGGAUUCAUUGCCCCUGGCUCUGAGGGCUAUCAUGUGGGCCCUCAUCAAACAGGGCAAAGCUGGGACCCGGAAAGAGGGGCUUGCCUGGCCCCACCGCCAUCAGUGCUGUAACCACAGCUCCAAGAGCCCCAGGCCCAACGUGUCCAGGUGGGUGCUGGCCACGGCCCCUCUGCAUCCUCCGCUGGCCCUGUUCUCCACACACUGGAGACCAAGCAGCUUUCCGUCCACAAAUGCUGCCCAUGUAGAGAAGGCGGGAUGUCAGCCUCAUCACACAUCAAGGGCGUGAAAUGAGGCGGGGGGGAUGCUCAAGGGUAUAUGCCUUAGCAUAGUACCAAAGCCGUGACCUGACCUGGAGGGGGCAAACCAGCUCUAAGAUGACUGAGACAGCUUGAACAAAGCCUGGUCUGUGACGAGAGUAAUCAGUAUUGUGAAGGAACUAGGUGGUGAUGCUGCAGGAAAUGCCCUUUGGGACAGGUACAGGCAGAAGCAUUUAGGCGUGAAGGGUCCAAUGUCUGUUUUACUUUAAAUUCCUCCAGGAAAAAUAAAAAGGCAAAUACGGCAAAAAAUGAACCAUCGUCCAAUGCCGGGGACAAGAUGGGUGGGGUGGGGCAGGAUGCGCCCAAUCUCUGGGUAUGAUUUUCUCAUCCAAAAUGCAGGUGGUGAGUGCUAAGCUGGCACACAGGGGACUGCACUGUCCUCGUGGCUACUAUGCCAUCUGAUCCCGCUGGAGCUGGAGGCAGGAGCCUUCCCAACAAGAUGCAGCUCCUGGUGUGCAGUGGCAGCAGUCAUGCAGUGGGUGUCCUUGGUUGCCACAGGCCUUGCUGUUUUAUCCACUGCAGAAGCAGGAAAUGGCCCUGAUCUGUGAAGCUGGGGGACAGGAGGGACCGUGGGAUUGUCCAGUCGCGUUAGUGAAGUAAGGUUCUUGAAGGGACUGGAUUAUAAGGGGGAACCAGGCCCGGGGGGAGGGAACGGUAUGCCAGGGCUCCUCAGGUGCCCCCUGGAUCUGAGGUCAGCACUGGCCUCGGAGGGGCAGGCAAGGGAGGUGUGGCCACAGUGGCGGUGGUGGUGGGAGGUGGGGGGACUCUUACCAGACAGGUCGAAGUGGUUGUGCAGUGUCCGGGAGCUGGUACUCUCUGCAGCCUUCUCAAAUGCCCUCCCAAAAAAGCUGCCGGUACAGGAGGCACACAUUGGGUGCCAGCCCACCUGUAAUGCCCCUUCCUGCCACCCUCAGCCCCAGACUCCUCCAGCUACCCCCACCCCCGCCACCAGCUUUGCCCCUGUCUGCACUGCCCUUCUUCCUGGGCCCCUUUCUCUAAGGGCCUCUCCUACCACUGGAUGGCCGAAGCUGCCAUCUCCGUCCUCGCUCUCCCUGUACCCAGUCCUUGGGCCCCGUGUUAGCUAUGAGGGCCCCUGGCUGGGUUUCGGGCCCCCCAACUGUCCUAUGGCCACUCAUCUCAUGCUCCCUCCAUGCGCACUCCCAUGGCUCUUCCCCAUCUGAGCCACCCUGUGCAGAUCCCCUGGCACCC